Molecule: messenger RNA, 835 nt
Organism: Mandrillus leucophaeus (drill)
Lineage: Eukaryota; Metazoa; Chordata; Mammalia; Primates; Cercopithecidae
Product: collagen alpha-1(I) chain
Exons: 12
Source: RefSeq, a predicted model, not a curated record
GUGCAGUUGUGGGACCCCAUCCACCCCUCACUAGAUUACAUCCUCACCUCUAUAUGACCUUAUUGCUGCUCACACUCUAUGUCCCACGAUGAAAUCCAAAGACGAUGGAGGAGUGGCCCCUCACGACCUGAAGCACCUGCUCGGUUGGGAACCGAACUUGAGAAUGAAAUGCAAAGACGAUGAAGGCAUGCUCCCUCACACUGUAAAGCACCUGCUCAGCUGGGAACUGAAUUCGAGGGUGAUACUGGUGUCCAGGGCCUUCCUGGGUCUCCUGGGACCCCAGGGAGAGCCAGGGUCUCCUGGACCACGGGGCACUUCUGUGUCACAGGGUCCACCUGGACCUCAGGGCCCUCUAGAAUACCCAGGACCUCAAGGUGUCAAGGGUGCAGAUGGAAUUCAGGGUCUGAAGGGCCGUAGGAGUGCAAAGGGUGAGGCUGGAGCCCUGGUUCCACAGGAGAGGAUGGUCCCAAGUGGCAAAAGAAACAUGAUGAAUCCACUGGAGACCCUGGAUCCCCCAGGGAUCACAAGCAAGAGGAUGAUGGGAGGAGAGAUCUGUGCCUGGACCAUCAAGGAAUGGCUAGCUGGGUGUUCCUGGUCUGCCUGCCUACCCCGGAAGCCAGGAACUCCGGGUGACACUGGGGCCUGUGGAGGAAGUCAGGGUCUCUGGGAGAACGGGACCUCACGGGUUCAUGGCAUCCCCAGGGUCCCCGAGGUGCCACUGGGAAGUCUGGAGCUAAGGGCCAAGACAGUACUAAGGGUGACCAUGGCAAGGAUGGCGAACCAGGACACCCUGGUCCCGGCAGGAUACCUGGUCCCCAAGGGUGAUGAGGAGUGA